Molecule: messenger RNA, 1625 nt
Organism: Lycium ferocissimum
Lineage: Eukaryota; Viridiplantae; Streptophyta; Magnoliopsida; Solanales; Solanaceae
Product: probable pectate lyase 18
Exons: 5
Coding region: 88-1305 (405 amino acids)
Molecular function (GO): pectate lyase activity
Source: RefSeq, a predicted model, not a curated record
AUGUCCCAGCCCAAUCUCCUUUAUUCUAACUAAUACAACCCCACUUCAACACUUUACCACAUUGAGAAAAGAUACCCACAAGCACAUAUGGCCACCUCCUUUAUUUCUCUCUUUUUCCUCUUGUCCUUUCUUCUCUUAAUUCCUUCCCUCCUUGCCUCUUCUCCCUUACAAAAUCCCCAAUCUGUUGUUGAUCAAGUUGAUAGGAGCAUAAAUGUGUCAAGGAGGAACUUGGGCUAUCUCUCAUGUGGCACUGGAAACCCUAUAGAUGACUGCUGGCGUUGUGACCCCAACUGGGAAAAAAACCGCCAAAGGCUAGCUGAUUGUGCUAUUGGCUUCGGCAAGAAUGCCGUUGGUGGCAGAGACGGCAAAAUAUACGUGGUCACUGACUCCGGCAACGACGAUCCCGUUACCCCUAAACCAGGCACUCUCCGAUAUGCUGUUAUUCAAAACGAGCCGUUGUGGAUUAUUUUUGCUAGGGAUAUGGUCAUUCAACUGAAAGAAGAACUUAUUAUGAAUUCUUUCAAGACUAUUGAUGGAAGAGGAGCUAGCGUUCACAUUGCAGAUGGGCCAUGCAUAACCAUACAAGGUGUGACCAAUAUUAUCAUCCAUGGAAUCCACAUACAUGAUUGUAAGCAAGGGGGGAAUGCUAUGGUGAGGAACUCCCCACAGCACUAUGGGUGGAGGACUAUAUCAGAUGGUGAUGGAGUGUCCAUAUUUGGUGGAAGUCAUAUUUGGGUAGACCAUUGCUCCUUGUCUAAUUGCAUGGAUGGGUUGAUUGAUGCUAUUAUGGGGUCCACUGCAAUUACCAUUUCUAACAAUUACAUGACUCACCAUGAUAAAGUUAUGUUAUUGGGACACAGUGAUUCCCAUGUACAGGACAAGAACAUGCAAGUAACCAUUGCUUUCAAUCACUUUGGAGAAGGCCUUGUCCAAAGAAUGCCAAGAUGUAGACAUGGUUACUUCCAUGUGGUAAACAAUGACUAUACACACUGGAAAAUGUAUGCCAUUGGUGGUAGUGCUAAUCCCACCAUUAAUAGCCAGGGCAACAGAUUCCUUGCUCCUGAUAUCAGAUUCAGCAAAGAGGUGACAAAGCAUGAGGAUGCACCAGAAAGUGAAUGGAAGAAUUGGAAUUGGAGGACUGAUGGGGACUUAAUGUUAAAUGGUGCAUUUUUCGUAAAAUCAGGAGCUGGAGCCUCUUCAAACUAUGCCAAGGCUUCAAGCUUAAGUGCUAAACCUUCUUCACUAAUAAGUUCCAUUGUCUCCGGUGCCGGCGCCCUUAGUUGCCGGAAAGGUUCCCGUUGCUGAUUAAAAUAUUUCCUAACAAAGACUAUAAAGUUUCAUUUUAUGAACAAAGAUGGAUUUUAUUGAAGGAAAUCAUGGAGUGAAGGUAGGAAAAAAGGGAAAAAGACAUGAACUAUGUUGUAACUUUUUUUUUUUUGGUUGCAUAUUUCUGAUUCAGCCUAUUUGACUUGAUUAUCCAAUACAACCUCUGCAUGCUAUCUCAGCCACUGGGACUUACAGAUCCCCUUCUAACUGGUUUCUCUAGAAAGCAAGUCUAGAUGUGUUGUUGAUUACUUCAAUAUAAUUAAAUAUAUUGCUAUAAAUUUGAAUCUUGUGAAUGUCUU